Carassius carassius (crucian carp) is the source of this 3537-nucleotide messenger RNA. Its product is annotated as pleckstrin homology domain-containing family M member 1-like. The transcript is spliced from 12 exons. Bases 97 to 3243 code for a protein of 1048 amino acids. Lineage: Eukaryota; Metazoa; Chordata; Actinopteri; Cypriniformes; Cyprinidae. The record is from RefSeq and is a predicted model, not a curated record.
ACUCGGUGAGAGGAAGGGAAACACAUCCGCCGCCGCGACAGAUAAACGCAGAACAAACAUGUGUGUGAAGUGAGACUAACUGAAGCUAAAGGAGCCAUGUUGGCCACCCAAACAUCUGAGAGCGGCCCAGAAACCACAGAUGUUAAACAGUGGAUUAAGGACAAGAUUGCACGGACACUGAAAGUCCUGCAGAAGCGUUGCAUCACCACAGACACGGUGGUCACCAGCGAGGACCUGGAAGCUAACCUGCUGUGUUGUGCUUUGGAGGCCGUCUUCAUCCAUGGAAUCAAGAGCAAGUUCAUCCGGUUUGAUGGAAGUCAGGUGCGCAAAGGAGGGUCACGAGGAGCAUUUCCUCAGCCCGUCUUCUGGAGCCUGUUGAAGACCGUCACCCACAGGGAUGUAGUUCAAGAACUGGAACGUCUAAGCUUCAUAAACUCAGACAUCGGCCGCUGCAGAGCAUGGGUUCGCCUGGCGCUAAAUGACGGGCUUCUGGAGUGUUACCUGACCUCGCUGCUUCGUGAAGGCUCGAACCUGGGCUCCUACUACCAGCCCGGGGCUCUUUUGCUGGACCCGGAGGACCGUGAGGUUCUACUCACCCUUCUACAGGGUUUGUCCUCCAUGACCUUCCAGCUCUCCUAUAAAUCAGCUGUGCUGAAUGAGUGGACCAACACACCCCUGGUCCUCGCGGGUCUGUGUCCCCCAACGCCUGCCGACGAGCAUCUUGUAGGCCCCAAGUGCAAGGAGUCUUGGGAUACGGUCUCCCAGUCAUCCGGAGGGUCUGGAAGCUCAGACUGGGCUCAGGAGGUGCUCCAGAGGGAGCCCAGGAGAGAGCAGCUGAACACACCUCUGACCACGUCAAACCUGAGUCUGGACACGUCAGGAUCAUCACAGCUGUCCUCCAGCCUGAGCUCUGAUAGUCUGCUGCAGGGUCAGGAGCUCAGGAGUCCAGAGCAGGAGCCCUGGAGCUGUGACACGGAGAUCAGCCAACACACACAACAGAAGAUCAGCGCUACAGAUGACCGCAGUUCCUCUAAUCAGGACUUGAAGCAAGACUUUGAUGUGUUCAUACCAGCUUCAGAUUCUGCAACAGAAGCUGUCAAUGACAACACACACAAGCCUAACGCAUCUCCCACAGCUGCACAGGACACACAUCAGUCAGAUGCACACAUCUCAGAGCAAUCUAAAGCAUCCUCAGAAAACAUUUCAGCUGAGACGUUACAGGAGACGGAAGAAUCCAAGACUCUACUUAAAACCGCCACAGUCACCGAGACUCCAGAAAGUGGCCAGAAGAACUCCUCUGCUGAUUCCCCUUCAAUUUCUACUUUCACUGAGAUGUUUGAGAAGACCUCUGACCUUAAAGACCCUGACGCUCUUCCUUCAGAGACCCGCAUCGCCUCUAGUUCAGUGGUGCAAUCCCAACAUGCUGCAUAUAGACGCUCCGCAAGUACCGUCAGCAGGAAAGCCUCCUCAGACUCUCUGUAUUCCUCCUGCAAAUCCACAUCUUGGAUAUCAGAGGAUGAUUUCUACAAACCAGAAAAAAUGGACAGUCCUGAAGCGUAUGCCGUCAUUGACAUCGCGCAGAUGAACGGGCCAGAGACACCUACCUCUGAACCGGCCGGCAUCCAGUCAACACCUAGUGUAGUGCACCGGAGACAGAACGGUCUUCGUAACCCGUUCAGGGGUCUGCUGAAGCUGGGUCAGCUGGAGCGCCGCAGUGCGGUGGGCAUGUGGUGGGAUUAUUCCUGCGAGCUCUCUCCGUUUGAGCUGCGGCUUUACAUCGACGCAGAGGAGCGCAUCUGCUACGAAAACCUGUCCCUGUUGCGCUGCGAAGACGUUCACCUGUCCUCCAGUACCGAGGGCCGAUUCCGGCUCUCCUUCCCCGGCAAAAGAAUCUACCUGCGUGCACCGUCUCGAGGAGAGGCGGAGGACUGGGUGGAUCGCAUCGUGGAGGCCAUCAGUAAACUACGGCCCAUGAUAAAAGAAGAACAGUGGGAGGUGCUACACACGUCCAGUGACCAGGACGUCCCCUCACCGACACCAUCAAGCCCCGAGCACACCAACUCUGAGCUUCCAGAUACUCCACAGUUAGAUUGGACUCGUUAUAAAGACCCAGAACCAGAUGCCAUAAAGGAAGCGGUGGUCUAUCAGAACUUGGAGGAAAAGGGUUGGCGGUGUGUUUUACUUUCCCUCUCCCUGGAGACCCUCAGAGGUUACCAGGUCCAAGGGGACUCAAAGACGCCUCUGUUCUCAUACCCCAUUGGGAGCAUCAGGGAUGUGGUUCCGGAUGUCUCUUUAGGAAGCCCAGCAUUUUUUAAAGUUCUGACUGUGCGGGACACUCUGACGCUGCGGGCGGAGAGCGGUGAGGAAGCACGAGGAUGGAGGAGUCUGAUCAGAGGAGCGCUCGACUCGUAUCUGGAGACAGAGGAUGACGGAGCGGUUCAGGGCGUCUCAGCAGUGGGCAGUGUCCACAAACUGGUCCAACACAGACUGAAGGGAGAUGGGGUACUGCUCUCUCAUCUGUCUACUGUCCCGAAUGAGAGAGGACUAGAUGCACAAAACUACAAAUGUGCAGGUUGCCCUCGUCAGAUCGGGAUAUCUCUGGGGAGAGCCAGACUCUGUGAGUUCUCGGGUCAGUAUUACUGUGAGAGCUGCCAUCAGGGAGACACCACCAUCAUCCCCUCACGCAUGCUGCACAACUGGGACCUAACCACACGUCAGGUUUCAAAACAAGCCUUUAAGUUGCUGACUCAAAUUGAGCACGAGCCGCUCCUGCACCUUGAGGUUUUGAACCCUGACCUGUUUGAUCAUACUGACAUCAUGGAGAAAGUGCAGAGCCUGAGACUAAGGCUUCGUUUUCUUGGAGACUACAUCCUCAUCUGCCGCAGCGGCAUCAGCAAACAGAUCCAACCCAGACUUCAGCAGCGGACAUACUUACUGGAUAACAGUGAUCUAUACAGUGUACUGGACUUGCAGCAGAUAGCAGACGAGCACUAUGAAUCUUACCUGCAGUCUCUGAUUCAGUUUGGGUCCAAGCACGUGCUCAGCUGUGACCUUUGCACCCAAAGGGGCUUUAUAUGUCAGAUCUGCAAUAGUGACAACAUCAUCUUCCCUUUCCAGUUUGACAGCACCAUUAGGUGUGACAUCUGCAAAACGGUGUUUCAUUCCUCCUGCAAGGCCAAAUGUCCGGUCUGUCCACGCUGCGUUCGCAUACAAAAGUAUAUGGAGAGGGAUUUGGAGGACUGAUUUAGCUGUUAGUUAGAAACAGGUCAUGCUACAAGCUCAAAAUCCAGGGUUGGUACUAUAUGAUUGUAGUAUUGUAUCUAAAACAUUAUUUUUCUCAGUAGCUGAUCAACUGGAAGCGUUUGAUCGUUUUUCUUACACUAAGCAUUUUAUUUGACUCUGGACCUUAAGUGCACUUAUUAAACACUCAUCUGUACAUAUUUACUCACAUCAGCACUCCCGUGUAUGUUUCAUUAAAUGUUAAUAAUGCCAAAUCAACACUUUUCUGCAAUGGUGGGAGAAAAGUAUAUUAAAGCU